AUGCAGCCGAUAUAUGUAUUUCGAAGUAUGCAUUUUGAAUUCCCGGUUCGGUUCGAAAAUACUUUUAUUGAAUUUGUUGCAUUCUUCCAGGUGCCGUCGCCUGCUCUCUCACCGACUCCCUUCCCACUCCAAUGGCCUUCUCCCUCCUCCCUCUCUCAUCUCCACUUCUCCUCUGCACUCCUCCACCUCUCCAAUAGCCUUCUCCCUUCUCCCUCUCUCUUCUCCACCUCUUUCCCCUUCCCUUCCCAUCCACGUACGUACUGCCUUCCACCAACAUCCUCCCUAGAUUAUGUGUUUUCUCUCCCCCCCCUCUUCUCUCAUCCCUUUCCCUCCCCUUUUGCUCCCCCCUUGCUCUUCCACACCUUUCUCUCUUCCCCCCCCCCUUUCCCUCCCUACCCCACUCCCUUCCCCUACGCUCCUCCCAGUCAGGUUGGCACCGCCUGCUCUUCCACCCACAUCCUCCCCACUACAGUUGUUUCUGCCCCCCCUCACUUUCUUACAUCUCCACUUCCCCCCCCCUUCUGCCUAGUGAAUUCCCCCCCUCCUUUCCCCCCUACCCUUCCCCCCUACUCUUUCCCCCCUGCUCUUUCCCCCUCCGCCCCCCACUCCCUCCCCCUUCCGUCCCCCUCUACUCUUCCUUGCCGUGCCGGUAUCAUAUUCUCCUCUGUCCUUCCCUCCCUCCACACACUCUCCUUGCACUUCCAUUCUCGGUUGGCAUCGCCUGCUCUUCCACCCACAUCCUCCCUCCCUCCUCCGCUGCCCUUCCCCUCGCCCUUCCCCACCAGGUUCGCAUCGCCUGCUCUUCCACCUCUGGGUGAUAAUCUCCGCCACCUCUGCAGGAUUUGA
Messenger RNA from Closterium sp. Yama58-4, 846 nucleotides. The record is from the annotation of a GenBank genome assembly. Lineage: Eukaryota; Viridiplantae; Streptophyta; Zygnematophyceae; Desmidiales; Closteriaceae.